AUGGCGGCAAGCAAUAUGGCCGACAAAACCAAAUCACGGCAUAGGCGCGCCAACCGGUUGGAAAACUCUUCCUUGAGCUUAACUAACAUUUUAUGCAGGAAGAAACGAAAAGGAACGAGCCAAACUUCAAUGGCCAAGGAAACUCCUUCCCGGAGCCGAAUUGACCAUUUUGUGAAGGAAGUCUCAAUCCACUCGUUCAAAUGCUCCCAAACUUCACCAGAGGCCAUAAAAUACCAGAUCUACACAACGCAGCUCUUCUUCACCCCGAUUCUUGCCCGUUUAAUCAAAAAAAAAUUCAAUCUAUGGAUUGUGAUCUCCUUGAUAUUCGCAAUCGCCACCGGAGAUCUUGGUUUAACUUCCUCAUUCGGCCGUGAGCCAGGUGGAGAGGAGAUGAUUUUUGCAAGAGGCUCAAGAGCGGAUGAAGAUCAACACCAUUACUCUCUGGUUGGAUCCGCCUUGGUUGCAGACGGAAUUGCAGUCAAGACAUGA
Messenger RNA from Microthlaspi erraticum, 489 nucleotides. NCBI's taxonomy places the organism in Eukaryota, Viridiplantae, Streptophyta, Magnoliopsida, Brassicales, Brassicaceae. The record is from the annotation of a GenBank genome assembly.